AUGAUUGACGUAAAAAUAAGUUCUCAAGUGAGUAUUAAAAGCUGUACUGUUGACUGUCAAAAUGGGUCCAUGAACUUCGGUGUUGUAAAGACAUCUUAUUCCUGCUGUGACACUGACCUUUGUAACGCCAAAGAUGCUCCAGAUCUCAGCGCCAUUAUCCCCAAUGGAAAGACAUGUUACUCUUGUGAUGGGCACAGCUGUUUAAACAUAAUGAGCUGUUCAGGGAGUGAAGACCGCUGCAUUAAAGCAACAGGGAGUUAUGGAGGCCAGUCAGCAGUAAAAGGCUGUGUUUCUAAAUCUAUUUGUGAUGCUGCUACAUCAGUUAAUGAUGUUCAGAGCAUCCUGCGUUGUUCAGGGAACCUGUGUAAUGGUGCUCAGAGUGUCACGCAGAGCUUCCUGUUCCUCUGCUGUUCUCUGCUCUCCUUCAUCCCUGCCUGCACUGAAUCCAGCAGCUCUACACAUUCUACAUGA
Cyprinus carpio (common carp) is the source of this 471-nucleotide messenger RNA. RefSeq names its product urokinase plasminogen activator surface receptor-like. The transcript has 4 exons. NCBI's taxonomy places the organism in Eukaryota, Metazoa, Chordata, Actinopteri, Cypriniformes, Cyprinidae. Bases 1 to 471 code for a protein of 156 amino acids. The record is from RefSeq and is a predicted model, not a curated record.